GAUGGAGCCAGGAUGCAGACCCGUGAUGUCUGACUCCACAGCUAGUGCUCCAACCCCUCCACUAUAAGGAACAAAGAAAGAAAUCUUAGGGGACAGGUUGGCGGGUAUCUUGAGUUCAGAUGCUUGCAGGAGUGCUUGGUGAGGAUAUGCAGCAGGCAUAGCGUUCAUCUCAGUUCAUGCACAGACAUUCCUCUGGGAUAGACAGGGCCUGUGUCACGGCCUUGUGUUUUCCCGAUGAACACCCAUUUAUCUCCCAAAGCCUCCCACAGGAUUUUAGUCUCAUCUUCAAACUAGGAAAAGUCAGAGAAAUCCUAGAAUCCCGUAUAUCAGGUAAGGUUCCCCUUUAUUGCCCUUCCAUGCAGAGCAAAGCCACUCAACAGAUUUGGGCUUAAUUUCAGGAGCAAGUUUUGCUAGGGGACAUAUCUGUUUGUCAGAGGAGGUAUCAUGCUGGCUUUCUACAAAAGCAACUUUUUUGAGCAGCUCAAUGGCCUCCCCGAAGAAGCAGCUUCAAGGUCUCGUUGCUGCAACCAUCACACCAAUGACUGAGCAUGGCGAAAUCAACUUUUCAGUCAUUGGUCAAUACGUGGAUUAUCUUGUGGAAGAACAGGGAGUGAAGAAUAUUUUUGUAAAUGGCACCACGGGUGAAGGCCUGUCCCUGAGCGUCUCAGAGCGUCGCCAGGUUGCAGAGGAGUGGGUGACAAGAGGGCGGAACAAGUUGGAUCAGGUAGUAAUUCACGUAGGAGCCCUGAGCUUGAAAGAGUCACAAGAACUGGCCCGACAUGCAGCAGAAAUAGGAGCUGAUGGCAUCGCUGUCAUUGCCCCUUUCUUUCUCAAGCCAUGGAACAAAGAUGUCUUGAUUAAUUUCCUAAAGGAGGUGGCUGCCGCCGCCCCAGCACUGCCAUUUUAUUACUAUCACAUUCCAGCCCUGACAGGGGUAAAGAUUCGUGCUGAGGAAUUGUUGGACGGGAUUCAGGAUAAGAUCCCCACCUUCCAAGGGCUGAAGUUCAGUGAUACCGAUCUCUUAGACUUCGGGCAGUGUGUUGAUCAGAAUCGCCAGCGACAGUUUGCUUUCCUUUUUGGGGUGGAUGAGCAACUAUUGAGCGCCCUGGUGAUGGGAGCAACUGGAGCAGUGGGCAGUACCUAUAACUACCUGGGAAAAGAGACGAACCAGAUGUUGGAGGCUUUCGAACGAAAGGACUUCUCUUCAGCCCUGAACCAUCAGUUUUGUAUUCAGAGAUUUAUCAACUUUGUGCUCAAACUCGGUUUUGGAGUAUCGCAGACCAAAGCCAUCAUGACUCUGGUCUCUGGGAUUCCAAUGGGCCCACCCCGGCCUCCACUGCAGAAAGCCUCCAGGGAGUUUAUUGAUGAUGCAAAAGCUAAGCUGAAGAGCCUGGGUUUCCUUUCGUCCACUGAUUUAAAGGAUGGAAACUUGGAAUCCUAUAUAGCUAGUGCCUCUCUGUCAAAUCAGAGUGUGUAGCUUGAAUGGUGCCUUCAUUUCUUUUUAGAUGAACUUGGACUAAACUCUUUUCUAGCAAAUGAAAUCUCACCCCAAUCAACAAGUAUUUAAACACCUUCUAAGAUCCUAAAAAUGUUUUAUUUUGUGAAGGAGCAAAAACUCUUAAAGGAGUCAUGAACCCUGAGUCAUUCGAUAUUUCACAAAAUUUUUGUGGAGAAAUUUCUGCUUAUAUGGAUGAAAUGGAAUCAAGAGGAAAAUUAUAAUGAUUCAUUCCGUCUGCCUUUAGGAGCUCCCAUUAUCUUGCUUUCUGAUUCUUAAUCAUAUUUUAAAUUUUUUUUUAAAUUUUAAACCACUAUAAUGUACUUUCAUUUUAAUAAAUAUUCAUUUGGAAUCUAGGACAACUCUGAGCUACUUCAUUUAGGCUGGUACACUUACUUUAAUGCCAAAUUACAACAUGACUCAACUUUACACAACUAUUAACACACACAGCUAUAACUCACUUGGCUACUCAGUCUAAUUCUAGAAUAUCUGCUUUCAGAUUAACUGUGAUGUCAGUUUCCCCCCAAAACACUGCAUUAGGUGAAGACUUGCUUCAGUUCUUACCACUCAAGGGCCCAUUAGAGUGGCUUUUCACAGAACAAAGAAAAGGCCCUCCCCAAAGAUGAACUCAAGUUUCCACUUCUUGCUAUACACAGAACUUUUCAAAGCUCAAAAUCUCAAAGAACCGAAGAGCUCUCCUCUGGGCACCACACAUUCCCCUUUCCCCACAGGAAGUGAAAGGCUUCCCCACAGGAAGAAGGUGGCUCCCCCACAGCGCCCUGAAUGACUGCAAGUGAAGGCCAAUGUCCGCUCUGUGGUGAACCCCAUGGGCUGUUAUUUCCUGGUCACGCUGCCAGCACAUUUCUUCAGUGAAGGAAGAUUUGGGGAGGACCCAACAAUUUCACUCUUGUCUCCCUCCAUACCUUAUUUAUUCUUUUCUUUUCUUUCUCAGUAGUAUGGCUAUUUAGUCUCCUUUCCAACAGACACUGGUGAGCGCUUCCUAGUAACAAAGUGUAUUGCCUUGGUGAUUGGAAACCUGACUAUCCAGUCUAUCCGUUACCUAGGAUUUUGUCCUUGUUUCUUCUCUACUGAGUCUGCUCAUUGGCUAAAGGAAAAUAUUUGAAAUUCUUACCAGUUUUACUCUUUAUAUUUUAUCUCUUAAAGGGAGAACUUUCUCAAAAUGAGAAUUUGAAAUUAUCUGUGGAUUCAGUCACCGUUGCCAACUGAUCAGCUAGUUAAGGGUUGUUACGUU
This is a messenger RNA of Ailuropoda melanoleuca (giant panda), 2747 nucleotides long. It is a transcript of the gene NPL, whose product is annotated as N-acetylneuraminate pyruvate lyase. NCBI's taxonomy places the organism in Eukaryota, Metazoa, Chordata, Mammalia, Carnivora, Ursidae. Gene Ontology annotation, biological process: carbohydrate metabolic process. The record is from RefSeq and is a predicted model, not a curated record. The coding region runs from base 485 to 1477 and encodes 330 amino acids. Gene Ontology annotation, molecular function: N-acetylneuraminate lyase activity. The transcript has 12 exons.